CUGCUUGGUGCACGAGAAGAGUCGCCAGCCCUGGCCGGAACAGCUGAUGGAAUAUGUAACGCAAUCCACAUUGGCCCACAUUCAAGCAGCAUCAUGUUACAAAUGAGUCGCAGCUCCACCCGCGCCACUCUGUUGAGGAUGCGGCACCGGAAGCUAGUCUCCACCUGGUCGCCGCUAGCAACGGCAUUCAGUGCGCCGCCGUCGAAGCGCAUCAACUUUACCCGCGAGGAUGCGGGCCUUUUCCGGAUGCCCGAGCUUCGCACCUUCGAAGGUUUCUAUUUGCUAAGGGACAAUGUGGAGAAUAAAUCGCAGGAUCUCAUCGCAGAGGCGAUUUCCAGUCAAAGACAACGCAAAAUGGUCGACAUAUUCGACGAGCUCUCCGACUCCCUGUGCAAGGUAGCCGACCUGGCCGAGUUCAUACGGAUCGCGCACCCCAAGAACAAGUACAUGGAGGCGGCGGAGCAGGCCUGCAUCAGCAUUUGCUGUGUGGUGGAGAGCUUGAACACCCACAAACCACUCUACCAAGCCCUGAGGAAGUUUGUGGAGCAGAGAGACCUAAAGCCAACCACCGAGGUGGAUCAGCAUGUGGCCAAGCUCUUCCUCUUCGACUUCGAACAGUGCGGAAUUCACCUGCCGGAAGCGGAACGCCUUCGAGUGGUGCGUCUCAACGACUACAUCCUACAGCUGGGGCAGAAGUUCAUGAACGGAGCAGCCUUUUGCUAAAUUGUAAAUUGCAUGAAUGGAUAU
Drosophila miranda is the source of this 747-nucleotide messenger RNA. Its product is annotated as mitochondrial intermediate peptidase-like. Gene Ontology annotation, biological process: peptide metabolic process. Gene Ontology annotation, cellular component: mitochondrion. The record is from RefSeq and is a predicted model, not a curated record. The coding region runs from base 94 to 723 and encodes 209 amino acids. The transcript has 3 exons. Lineage: Eukaryota; Metazoa; Arthropoda; Insecta; Diptera; Drosophilidae. Gene Ontology annotation, molecular function: metalloendopeptidase activity.